Schizosaccharomyces octosporus yFS286 is the source of this 2024-nucleotide messenger RNA. Its product is annotated as meiotically upregulated Mug184. Lineage: Eukaryota; Fungi; Ascomycota; Schizosaccharomycetes; Schizosaccharomycetales; Schizosaccharomycetaceae. Gene Ontology annotation, cellular component: cytoplasm. The transcript is spliced from 2 exons. Bases 496 to 1803 code for a protein of 435 amino acids. The record is from RefSeq and is a predicted model, not a curated record.
GUAAGUUUUUUGAAGCGGUUUUUUGGAAGUAUAGCUACUACUAGAAUAGAAUAAGAGGUGUAAAACUGUCAACCCUGCCAAACGGCUGCCGCUCCCUACCUAAGUAGCAAUGAUUGUAAUUAUUUAAAGAAUUGGUAAUCCAGUAAUACGAUACUUGAUAGGAUGUUUCGUCGAGCUCUCGGACGAAGUCGUGAAAUGUUAAAAGAUCUUGUAACGCAUGAAAGUCGAGGAUAUUAUCCCCAUUAUUUCCAGUCGUUUGAAUUUCUGAAUGUUUUUUUAAUUUUUUUUAGAAUAAUAAAAGACUACUGAAGCUAACCAGAAUGUAAAUCAAAGUUGAACAGUCAGGCGACUGAACAAGUUAAUUUUCUAACAUUCUGCAUUCGGCUGAACACUUUACGAAUUGAAGCCCCCUAGUUGACAAAUCUUGCCAUUGAUUGCUUUAUUGGCAUAGCAGCUUCUACGUUGAGUGUGGGUAUCUGCAUUUUCUGUUUCCUCAUGUCCUCAAAAACUAAACUCGAUACAAAAGCCGAUUAUUACUCCAUUCUGAACGUACCAAAAAAUGCAACAGUGCAAGAAAUCCGUAAACAAUACCUAGCAUUUGCUCUAAAAUAUCACCCGGAUCGAAAUUAUGGCAACGAAACAAUGGCUAUAAAGAAAUUCCAACAAGUACAAACCGCUUAUGAUGUUUUAACAGACGUAACGAAACGACGGGUAUGCGAUUCGUCCCGCCCUACUAAGGCUCCGGGAACUUCUAGGUCAAGUUCUUCUUUCAAUAAUUCAUUUUUUAGUCGAAAAACUAGUGCUUAUGCAGCGUAUCGUGAGGCAACUAAGAAUCACCAUCACAAAGAAGAUCCUAGAAAGAGUUAUGAGAACCCCAAACAUGACAGACGGCGUGAUAAGAACGACGGAACAUUAAAAGAUUCUGAGUAUUUACUUAAUGGUAAAAGAUUUUCCAAGUAUGAUCCUCAGUCAGGUAUUGGCAUUCGUACUAAGCAACGUUCAACUAUGAAAGAAAGUCGAAAGAUUAAUGUACCUAAAUUUGUCCGUAAAAAGGAUCUAGACAGUCAUUUUAAAUUCGAAACCCCCCUUCCAGAAAGACAAACUGAGCCUUUAAAGACGGCUAAGAACUUCGGUGCACCUACCUCUUUUCUUCAAUUCGAUCAUAAUAAAACUCGAAUAAAUCGGGAGUCCCUAAAGCCUAACCUCUCGCAAUUGAAGUCGGAGAUAAAUUUAGAUGGACCUGCCACUCAAUCUUACAAAGUGAAUGAUAAAAACUCACAGACUACGAAUGUUCUUUCUAACGAAGAGAAUCAUUGUUCUUCCUCAUCUGAUACCUUCACAGAUUCCUUUAAAGAGAAUAAAAAAAGUCAUGAAAAUGUUCCAAAGCAUAAAAAAGGUUCAACAUUAUCUAUCAAUUCUAAUAAUUUUGAGUUUUCAUUUCAUAACAAUCCGUUCGAUUUUCCGUUUGAUCAACAGUCAAAUAGAUCACCGAAAUGCCGUUCUGAAGAAAAGAAGAGCGAAAUCAAGUCAUUACCGAAAAAAACGAGUUUUACCUUUACUGCGGAAAAGAGUAUGAAGCCUUCCUAUGACAAAUGUUUUCGAGAAAAUAAAAUUCAGUCCGUGAAGGUUGAUUCCAUGUAUUCAACAGAUAAUGGUUACAAAAAUGUUGCUGAUCCCAACAAAAAGUAUCCAGAGGGAUUGAACUCUGAAACGGAUGCUACGAAUGUUUUAUGCACUAAAUUUCAAUCCAAAUUAAAUUUUGUUUCAAAUGGUACUGUUGAGGAUUCGUUAGAUCAUGCUUAAAGUUAGUCUUAUUACAUUACUAGAGACAGAGAGCAUAUAUAAGUCUUAUGUCUUGGGGAGAUUUUUUUGGUUAAUUUUUUCACUCUGAAAGUGGAAACUCUCGGGAUCUGUUAGACGUAUUCCAAUGUUACCUUAAUUAUUCCAACAGAAAAAGUAAUUUUUCGAAUGGGAAAAGUAAUGACUUUACCUUGAGGUUACUCAAAUUAAAACACCUUUAUACA